Notechis scutatus (mainland tiger snake) is the source of this 4131-nucleotide messenger RNA. It is a transcript of the gene MLLT10, whose product is annotated as MLLT10 histone lysine methyltransferase DOT1L cofactor. The record is from RefSeq and is a predicted model, not a curated record. Gene Ontology annotation, biological process: regulation of transcription by RNA polymerase II. Lineage: Eukaryota; Metazoa; Chordata; Lepidosauria; Squamata; Elapidae. Gene Ontology annotation, molecular function: histone binding; nucleosome binding. Gene Ontology annotation, cellular component: nucleus.
CGUAUAGGAAACGGCAAAAAAAAAAAAAAAAAAAAAGAGGAAGGCUCGUGGGCACCGUGCGCGCGACUCUGGAGUUAAAGUCGCUCGCUCUCUACAGACGGCCCAUGAUUCUCGCGUGGAGGGAGGAAGAGCGGGGAGGAGGAAAAAGAGAAGACCGGGGAGUGAAAAGGCCUUCGGUUCUGCGGCCGCUGGCGCGUAGUUGGGCCUUCUCUGAGGAAGGUUUGCAGUGCGCCUGCGUAGAACGGGCCUUGCUCUCGCUUUAUUGCCUCGCUUCGUGGACCGCAGGGUUUUUGCCGCGACGCUGGCCUGUAACUUCAGCCUCUUUCCUGUUGCCUGAGCUGAAAGACUGACGGAUAGUGGCCCGGCCGAGCCCGCGCACGGGAAGAACUUCAAAGAAGCUUCUUCAUCGCUGCUUUUUUUUUUCCUCGCCUCCCCGCCGCCAGCACCACUGCUGCUUCCAGCGGCCAUGGGUCCGACAUCCCUGUUAUGGAGGCGGUACUGGCGGCGGCGGUGGCUGAGUGACUGAAAACCGAGUGCUGUUGGGGGAAAAGGCACCGGAGGCCACGGGGGUCUCUCUCUGGCGGUGUGUGGUGUCGUGCUGACGGUGUUUUUAACCCUUAGAUGGUCUCUAGCGAGCCGUUGUUGCUGCCUGUGUCACUGGAGGGCGAGUUCUCCAAUAGCAUGAAGGAGAUGAUCGGCGGCUGCUGCGUGUGCUCCGACGAGAGGGGCUGGGCCGAGAACCCGCUGGUUUACUGCGACGGGCAUGGCUGCAAUGUCGCAGUGCAUCAAGCAUGCUACGGAAUUGUGCAAGUACCCACUGGACCUUGGUUUUGUAGAAAAUGUGAAUCUCAGGAAAGAGCAGCCAGAGUGAAAUGUGAGUUGUGCCCCCACAAAGAUGGUGCUUUAAAGAGGACUGAUGGUGGGGGUUGGGCUCAUGUGGUUUGUGCUCUGUACAUUCCCGAGGUGCAGUUUGCAAAUGUUUCUACAAUGGAACCUAUCGUGUUGCAGUCUGUUCCUCAUGAUCGUUAUAAUAAGACAUGUUAUAUAUGUGAAGAGCAAGGCAGAGAGAGCAAAGCAGCUUCAGGUGCUUGCAUGACCUGUAAUAAACAUGGAUGUCGUCAAGCUUUCCAUGUUACAUGUGCACAGUUUGCAGGACUUCUUUGUGAAGAAGAAGGUAACGGUGCAGACAAUGUCCAAUACUGUGGUUAUUGUAAAUACCAUUUCAGUAAACUGAAAUAUAAAGAAAAGGAAAAGCAUAGACAAAAACAUAAGAAGCAAACAGAUUCUUCGCCAUGCUUGUUGGUUCCUUCCCUUACUGUAACUACAGAGAAAACUUACACAAGCACUACCAACAACUCUAUGACAGGGUCAUUGAAGAGGCUGGAAGAUACCACAGCUCGUUUUACAAAUGCAAAUUUCCAGGAAGUCUCUGCACAUGCUUCAAGUGGCAAAGAUGUUUCAGAGGCCAGAGGUUCAGAGAGCAAAGGGAAGAAGUCAGCAGGUCAUAAUUCAGGUCAAAGGGGAAGAAAGCCUGGUGCUGCCAGGACUCCUGGAACUGCAGUAUCAGCAGCUUGUACUUUUCAACAAGGAAAUUUUUUGGGAACUCCAAACAGUACAAAGUCAUCCUCUGGAAGUUCUGUUCAAUCUCCCCAGGAUUUUUUGAGCUUUACAGACUCAGAUCUACGUAAUGACAGCUAUAUUCAUUCUCAACAAACUUUGUCAACCAAAGAUGUAUAUAAAGGAGAGAUUGGAAGUCAGGAAGGUGGAUUGAAUUGCUUUACUUCCUUAAUUAAUCUUCCUUCAACCUCCACUGUUUCCUCCCAGCCUACUAUUUUUGACAGUUCACCUGGAGAGUUAGGUAGUUCAAACCUUACACCAACAGGAUACAAACGUGCUGAGUCAUCUGGGAUAGAAGACGAAACCAUAAAGGAAAAGAAACGAAAAGGAAAUAAGCAAUGUAAGCAUGGGCCUGGUCGGCCCAAAGGAAAUAAAAGUCAGGAGAAUGUUUCUCACCUAUCAGUUUGUUCAGCCUCCCCAACAUCAUCAGUAGCAUCUGCUGCAGGAAGCAUAACAAGCUCUAAUCUGCAGAAGUCUCCAACAUUGCUCAGAAAUGGAAGUCUACAAAGUCUCAGUGUGGGUUCCUCUCCUAUUGGUUCAGGCAUCUAUAGCAGUAAUGAAGUAGCAGUAUCUUUUCCAAAUGUAGUCUCUGGCUCAGGAUCUAGCACUCCUGUUUCCAGUUCACAUUUACCUCAACCAUCUUCUAGUCUUGUGCAGCAAGUGGGAACUUUGUCUUCUACAUCUUCUGUAGCUACAGCUGUUGCUGCAACUCAAGCAUUAGCUGGAUCUUCCUUUGGCCUUCCUCCCUCACAUGUCUAUGGCAAUAGAUUAAAUUCUAACUCAACAAUGGCAUCACAUACUACCCAAGCUGAAAACAUUCAGUUAGAUCAAGAUAUUGGAGACAAUAGCCGGAGCCUGGUUGGAAGGGGAGGUUCACCCAAAGGAAGUAUUUCACCACGGUCUCCUGUAAGUAACUUACAGAUUCGUUACGAUCAGUCUGGAAAUAGCAGUGUAGAACAUUUGCCUCCAACACCAUCUACUAUAGAACAACUUCUGGAGAGGCAGUGGAGUGAGGGGCAACAGUUCUUGCUGGAACAAGGAACCCCCAGUGACAUUUUAGGCAUGCUAAAAUCUUUACACCAGCUUCAAGUUGAAAAUCGCCACUUAGAAGAACAGAUUAAAAAUCUAACUGCUAAAAAGGAGCGCCUCCAGCUCUUAAACGCCCAGCUUUCAGUUCCUUUCCCAACAAUAACCAACUCAAGUUCUUCUUAUCAAAUGGCUACAUUUUCAGCACAGACUGCUGUUAGCUCUGAUUCUCUGAACAGCAGCAAAAGCCCUAACCUGGGAAGCAGUUUUCUACCUGAGAACUCCCUUCCUGUAUUAAAUCAGGAAGUACAUUCCAGUGGACAAAGCACAAGCAGUUCCUCUGCUCUUUCCACUCCACCACCUGCUGGGCAAAGUCCAGCUCAGCAAGGCCCAGGAGUUGGAGGAGUUCAACAGGUCAAUGGUGUGACAGUGGGGGCACUUGCCAGUGGAAUGCAAACUGUAACGUCCAACAUUCCCACAGUGGGUGGAAUAAUUGGAACUCUGCCAGGUAACCAGCUGGCAAUCAAUGGAAUCGUUGGGGCUUUAAAUGGAGUAAUUCAGACUUCUGCUACAAUAUCACAGAAUCCUUCUCCUCUAGCUCACACAGCUGUGCCACCAAAUGCAGUGCAUCCUCUGCCAACCACACUCAGUAACAGAACUUCUGGACUUGGAUUUCUUCCUGACCAGCAGAGACAACUGCUGCUACAUCAACAGCAGCAGCAAUUUCACCACUUACUAAAUACUCAACAAUUCACAUCAGAACAGCAUCAGGCUCUUCUGUAUCAACUAGUGCAACAGCAUCAACCCGAAGUACAGCAACUGCAGCUUUCAGGAGCUACACAGAUUCCCAUUAAUAACUUGCUGGCAGUCUCUCAGGCGUCUCCGCUUCACACAGCUGCUACUAACCCAUUCCUUGCAGUUCAUGGGGAUAAUGCAGCUCCAAAAGUCUCUAGGCUUAGUGAUAAAAGUGGAUCCCUUGCACCGGAAAAAAAUUAACACUUGGAAGUGUAUGUAAAAUUGCAAAUCCUGCUGAUAGCACUUCAUCUGGCUGCACUCUCUCUCUGCAGGUAUGAUGAGACACAUCAAUGAGCUAACUGCACACUGGAAAAGUGAAUCUACCUGAAGUUGUUUAUUGUAAAAUUUGACCUUUUGUUGCAUUGUGUUGCACUGAAACUGAACAGUUUCCAUCAAAUUGCCUGGAAGUUUGGAUUUCAGAUUAGAGCACUGUCAGUUCAGGCAACUGAUCGGAAUUCAGUUGCUGACUUUACACAAACUGCAGUGCUAAAAAUCAGAUAUUUAGUUCCAUCACUUCUUUGAAGCAAGCAAAGAAAAUAGGAAAAUUUUGCCAAUGACAUGGUGAUUUGUCAUCAGUGUUUUAGAAGCACCAUCUUUUUCUUCAGAAAAAUAACAGGUUUUAAGUCAUUUAUUUUGUCUUACUAGUUUUUAAAAUGUUUUGCUAGAAUGAAACUUUUAAGAAAAGACAAGUAA